Molecule: messenger RNA, 669 nt
Organism: Aspergillus puulaauensis
Lineage: Eukaryota; Fungi; Ascomycota; Eurotiomycetes; Eurotiales; Aspergillaceae
Product: putative nucleoside-diphosphate-sugar epimerase
Exons: 2
Coding region: 1-669 (222 amino acids)
Source: RefSeq, a predicted model, not a curated record
AUGAAGGUAAUCAUCGCAGGCGCAACAGGCUACAUCGGCCAGGAAAUACUCUCGCAAUGCAUCGCGCACCCAUCCAUCACCUCCAUCAUCGCCCUGACCAGACGCGACCUGGACAUCAAAAACGACAAGCUCCGCACCCACCUCAUGAAGGAUGAGGAUUUCCUCUCUUACUCGGACCCAAAACUAAGAGAGGAACUGAAAGGUGCAAGUGCCUGUCUGUGGUCCAUCGGCCUACGCCCAUCCCACGCAGGGAAUGACGAGCGCACCCGUGUGAUUUCUGUAGAUUACCCUGCUGCAGCAGCGGCGAAUAUGACAGAUAUCGCCUCGACAUCAGCUCCCGGUGGGAAACUGCGGUUCGUAUAUAUCAGUGGCUCUGGCGUAGAGCGGGACCAGAAUAAGUCGCUUUGGUAUAUGGGCAACUUUCGUCGUCUGAGGGGUGAAUCGGAGAAUGUUCUCCUGAGACAUGCUCAGGCGAAUCCAGAUGCAUUCGAGGCGUAUAUCAUGCGCCCUGGGCUGGUUCCGUCUACGCAGGGAACUCUUCGCGAUCGUCUUUGGGGCAUGUUUCCGUCUGUUAGGAUGGAUCUUCUUGCGCGGGCUAUGCUUGAUAUUGCGAUCAAUGGGAAUAAAGAGACGACGAUUGAGAACCAGACGAUUAAUGAGUGGCCGUGA